CUCGCAAGUCAUCAAGAUGGAGAGUAGCAAGCGAGCAAAGCGGAGGGAGCAUGUUGCCAUCCACUACGAGGGUGAUGGUGGUGGGGACACAAGAGCACCGCAGCCAGCGCAAGCAGACACGGCGAAGAAGAUGGAGAACGGCAUCCUUCCUUCCCGAGCUCUGAAGGGUGUGCUGGACACCCCAGACAACGCAGCACUUGCCUUGCAUUACAUUCCAAAGGGAUCGCCGCUGAUUGUCGAAGGGCGUGUCAUCGUGGAAUGCUCUACUCACGACAUACCAGAAGGGCACAGGUUCACCGUCGAGCACAUUGGCGCUGGUGAGGAGAUACGCAGUUGGGGCAUCCCGUUCGGCAUCGCCCUCACAGACCUGCAGCCUGGCCAGUACCUGUGCAAUUCCAAGUCGCUCCAAGCCUUUAAAGAUCGCAAGAGCACGCUGCAUCUACCAACUGAGCCAAACUUCAAGAACGCACCAUUCAAGCGGCACGUUGUCCCAGAGGAAUCCUUCACGCCGGCUCCACCAACACAGACAACAGCGCCGCAGCUGUCGGAGACAGAGCGCAAGCGCACCUUUCGCGGAUAUGUGCGUGCCGGCGACCGUGGUGUUGGCACACGCAACUACGUCGUCAUCAUCGGCGCAUCGGGACUCGUUGCAGGGUUCGUGCGAGCAGUGGAGGCUGCUUAUGAACACACCAUCGAAGCAGCACGGAAGCAGAUGCCAAACGUGUCGUGCCACGGUGUUGUCGCCGUCGCACACACGGAGGGCUCGCACUUGCGCACAGAGGAAAAACUCCCAAACAACUUCAAAAAGAUGGUUCGCACGCUGGCUGGAUUUGCCGUCCACCCGAAUGUUGGUGGCGUUCUCAUUGUCGAUCAGGGAGAGGAAGUCCUCCAAGCCAAGGACAUUCUGGCGUACAUGCAUGCACGUGGCUACCCGCUUGCCUCUGUCCCGCACCGCACCAUGUCGCUCGGCGCUGCUGCGUAUGAGGACAACAUUGCGCGCGCGUCAACGCUCGUGGACGAGCUUCUCAAGGAGGCAUCCACCUGCAUAUCCAAAGACGUCCCCAUGUCACACAUCGUCCUUGCCCAACAGUGCGGAGGGUCGGAUGCCUUCUCCGGCAUUUCCGCCAAUCCACUGGCAGGGUGGCUGGCGCGGCGGCUCGUGUGUGUCGGCGGUUCUGCGCUGCUGGCGGAGACGGACGAGCUAAUUGGCGCAGAGGGAUAUGUCCUCUCGCGAUGCAGGGACUACCGCACGUGCAGCAAGUUUCUGUCGCUGGUUGACCGGUUUUACCGCUACGCGAAUCGUCGUGGUCACUCCCCAGAGGGAAAUCCGUCUGGUGGAAAUCUCUUCCGCGGCCUCUACAACAUCACCCUCAAGAGCGCGGGAGCGGCGAUGAAGAAGUUGCCGGACGUGCGGUUGGAUCACGUCGUUGAAUAUGGAGAACUGCUGCUGCGCAAGGGGAGCGGGUAUUCCUUCAUGGACAGUCCGGGAAACGAUCUUGAGAGCAUCGCCGGGCAGGUCGCCUCAGGAUGCAAUGUGAUUCUCUUCACAACCGGAAAUGGAUCCGUCACCAACUUUCCUUUCGUGCCCACGCUCAAGGCGCUGACCACAACGGCGCGAUUUGAACUGUUGGAAACGGAUAUGGACAUCAACGCCGGGCUCUUCCUCGAUGGAAAGCUGACGUUGGACGAGCUGGGUGAGGCCGCGUACAAGGAGCUGAUCCGCAUCGCGUCCGGCCACCCGUCAAAGGGCGAAAUUGCAGGCCAUCACCAGACGCAGCUGUGGCGCAACUGGUCCGCACUUGAGGGCGAACCCGCUGACAAUGAGGACGACACUGAUCAGCGCAGAAGCGGAGACACAACACAGGAGGCCAUUCAGCAGGAGAGCGCAUCCGAGUCAUCGACAGGCAAAGCAGUCGAUUCGUCCUCCGCAGACGCAGCAAGAAGCGGGCAAGCGCUUGCGUUGUCUGCGCCCACACACGUUGAUGUUGAGGCGGUCUUGAAGCAGACGCAGCUGUUGGGUGUGAGCGGUGGGAACGUGAUGGUGCGCAAUGACGUUAAUCAAGCAUCAGAUCGUGUGGGCCUCAUUCUUCCCACAAGCCUCUGUUCAGGCCAGGUUGCUGUGCGCAUCGCCCAGCGCCUGAACGCCAACAACAGGAGCAACGCUGCAAGGGAGCCCACUCUCACGCGCUUUGUGGCUCUGCCCCACACUGAAGGGUGCGGGCAUUCAUCUGGCGACCACGAAGCGCUCGUUCUCCGCACGCUGCUGGGCUAUGCGCGCCACCCGAUGGUGGGACAGGCCGUGCUGCUGGAGCACGGUUGCGAAAAGACGCACAACGCACGCAUGCAGAUUGAGCUGGAGCACUCUGGUGGACAUUUGGACCGAUACGGCUUCGCCAGCGUGCAGUUGGAUGGCGGGUUUGAAAAUGUGGCCAACAAGGUUGAGGCAUUAUUCAAAGAGCAUGAGGCCGCCGUUGCCGCCGACCUUCAUCUCCAACGUGAACCCGCGCACCCGAGCCAGCUGCGUGUUGGCUUCGUGUCAGACACGAAUUUGCCCACACCGCUGCUUGCAGCCGUCUCGCACGUGGUGAGCACGAUUGCGGCCGCAGACGGCCUUGCAGUUGUCGCCGGGACUUUCAAAUCUGCACACGUGCUGGAGAGUUUGCUAGCAGAAGGCGUUGAUCCGACCACUGCAACGCUCGGUUAUGGCCAGGCUGCUCCAUCACAUGGCGCCCACGUGAUGUCUGCGUCGACAAGCAACCUGGUGGAGCUUGUUGCGGGGCUCGCUGCCACAGGCGUGGAAGUAAUUGUUGCCUGCGUGCGUGGCAGCUACGCGAUCGCACCGCACCCGCUCGUGCCUCUCCUUCAGUGUGCUGUCGUGUCGGAGUCCCUCCCCAUGCUGUCGCUCGACCUUGACGUCCGCCUGACGUCCCAGCCAGACGAAGAGGAGGAUGCCGUUGCAACGCGUUGGAGCGCUGAGUUGGCGAAGCGUGUCGCUGCCUGCCUCUCUGGAUCACAACUGCCGAAGCUGUGGGGAAAGGCACAGCCCGACUUUCAACUCUCUCGCGCCGCCAACGCUGUCUCCAUGUGACGAUCAUCGAUGGCACAGCUUUGCCCGGCCGUGUAUGUGGACGUGGUUGCUGUUGUAUUCGGUGUGCAAGUGCAAGCAUGCAUCAGCGGGAAGGUGCCUUGUUCCAGCGCCUGCCAACCACAGUUGUCAUCCUUCCAACCCCACUUCCUUGCUUCUGUUGCGUCUUUACUGUGAAUCGCAACGACCACGUGGCAAUGUUAGGGCGCGACAUAAAUUGGACAAAAGCGCAGAAAUACAUGGGCAGAAACAG
Salpingoeca rosetta is the source of this 3338-nucleotide messenger RNA. RefSeq lists its product as uncharacterized. Gene Ontology annotation, molecular function: lyase activity. NCBI's taxonomy places the organism in Eukaryota, Choanoflagellata, Craspedida, Salpingoecidae. The coding region runs from base 17 to 3088 and encodes 1023 amino acids. The record is from RefSeq and is a predicted model, not a curated record. The transcript is spliced from 24 exons.